Acyrthosiphon pisum (pea aphid) is the source of this 2151-nucleotide messenger RNA. RefSeq lists its product as uncharacterized. The transcript is spliced from 5 exons. Gene Ontology annotation, biological process: nuclear-transcribed mRNA poly(A) tail shortening. Gene Ontology annotation, molecular function: mRNA binding. NCBI's taxonomy places the organism in Eukaryota, Metazoa, Arthropoda, Insecta, Hemiptera, Aphididae. The record is from RefSeq and is a predicted model, not a curated record. Gene Ontology annotation, cellular component: P-body. Bases 784 to 2091 code for a protein of 435 amino acids.
AUUUGUAUUUGAAUUAUACGUAACAUAUGGAUCGAAUUUAUAUCGAAUUUGAAUUUCAAUUCUUAACAAAUAUGAAAAUGCCUAAAGUUCCGAGCCUUGCAUUAAGUAUAAAAUUAAGUAGAUAUGUAUAUACUAUGAUAGUCACCUGACGAAUCAACUAACGAAGACAUUCAUUAUUUAACUAUUAAAGCUCCAACAGUACAACACAUGUAAUUUAAAAAUGUUAAAAAGUAAAAACUAUACAUAAAGGUGAUAGGACCAUAAAAAGCGUAGGUAGAACAUAUUUUGUAAGGCACUAGAUACUGUUAUUAAAAUUCAUAACAUGUAUAUAAUAUUAUAAACACAACAAUAUAAAAACAUAAAACCAUUGAUAUAUUGGAAAAGAUGAAAUAAAUAAAAUGACCGAUAUCUUUAACACACACACCCGCAAACACAAACAUAAAUAUACAGCUAUUGUACGAACAUUAUAGGCUACCUAGCUCCGUAGAAAAGGGAUGCAGACGUACCGCACCAUUGGACAGUCGACGUACCUACCUACCACGUAUUCAGAAGUGGGGUUUUGAAGAGGGAGUAUUUGAGAAAAAUAAACUGUCGACUAUAGCCGGACCAAGACGAUCACCCAACAAACAGUGUUCUGACGUUGGAGUGGAUUUAUGUUGCCCUCGUAUUUUUCAAAUAUCUUACGAUUCUUCGGUCAUUUGGUUUUAAUUUACCAACACUUUAUUGUCCAACGCCGUUGCCGUCCAUUUGAAAUCCGAAUACCUUCAACAUAAAUAUUCGACAAUGGAUGAAAUGAAACAACUAGCCAUGACAUUAAUGCAGUAUAGAUCAUUCAAAGAGAGACAAGAAUAUCUGAGCAAAUCACUCGAUCAUCUGGCAUUCGACUAUCCUGAUAUAUAUGCAGUGUUGUAUAGAGAGAUAAAGAGAAGAGAACUGGAAUCUAAUGAUCCGAAUAGAAUUGCUAAAUGGUUAAGUAAUCCAGCACAAAAUCCAUAUGUCAAGCUUCAUGAAUCAUUGAUGAUGGUAAAAAAUAGCAACAUCAUGGCCAAAGAGGAGUUCAUGUACAAUUUAAGGGGUAUGUUAAACCAAACGAUUAAAAAUGGUACCAACAUUGAAGCAGCAGUGAAAAUAUGCCAUUUAAUUAGAAAAUCAUCGAACUUGAAAAUAUUUAACGAGAAAUUGAAACAACUCAUUGGCCAAGUAAACCAGUUGAGCAACACUCAACGUCAUUAUAUACCAAAAGAGACCAAGCCAGAAAACAUUUGGAGAAACAAUUUCAGACCUCCACAAAUAGACUCUUUCCAGCGAUUUAAUUUUAAAUCUGAUCAACAACAGCAUACCCCUGUUUGGAAAAAUAUGCUGCAAUCAACCAAUUCAGAAGCUGCCCGUGGUCAACCACACUUUAGCAUCGAUUGUUACGGGUAUGAUCAUCUGGAAAUGAUUGCAAGUGUAAGCAGUGCUACUACUGUGAGAAACUCACAGACACCUAUCACCCUGACGAUUGUUGAUCAAGGAAUGGAUGGAGCAGUUGCUAAGUGGCUUCAUUAUUUGAAACUACAUAAAUACCAAUGGUUCUUCAAUAGCCUCAAUUAUCUUGAAAUUGUAUUGAUCGACGAGGACAACAUUGAUGGUUUUAUAGCUAAAGCAGACAGAAACUUUAUUACAAAAGGUGCACAAAAAAAGAUCUGCAUAUCGUCAAAGACGUUGAGGGAUCGUCCACAAAAGUUGAAUGACUUAUUAUUAAAAUUGGAUUUGGAAGUUACUCCAAAUGAACUGUGCGAACUCGUGUCAUACAUGCGAGACAUUUUACAUUAUCCCAUACCGAACAAGAACUGUGUUGUUGGCGAUCAAUUACAACAAGACAUAGUCCUUGUCAUGGAAAAAUUGUUAAAUCAACUGUUGGAAAAACUAGGUUUGGUCCAUUCUUUAGUUGCCCAGAGUUUACUUGGAAUGUCCAUCAAUAAAUACUUGGAAUGUACAUUGUUAAUUAUUGGUAAUCAAAUGUUCGUGAAACAUCAAAUUGACAAAACAAUGAUGUUUGCUGAUACUUUAAAAUAUAAAGUCCAUAGAAUUCCUAGAAACUUUAACUAGGUAACACUUUCAGUAUUAUUCAAUAAAAUCUUCAUAUUAGAUAUUCAAUUUUUAAGUUGA